AUGUUGUCGUUGGAGCAAUUGUCGCAAAUGGUGAAGAAACACCUCGGCCUGUGCAACUACGACGACGAUAUACACUAUUUGUGUAAAUGGACUAUCAAGGAAUCACAGUUAGGUGGUCGUGGCCUUGUCGCCACUGAAGAUAUUAGUGCUGGAGAAGUGAUAUUCGUUGAUCAUCCUCUGAUUUAUGGCCCGCGUGCUAGUGCACGUAUAGAACGAGGAUGUUCCGUUUGUGGCAAAAUAAAUUGUGAUACUUUUUUCAAAUGUUUUAAAUGUGCCUUACCAUUGUGUUCAGAAAAUUGUCAGAAUACUGACAUACAUUAUAAAGACUGUAGUCUCAUUUCUCGCUGGCAUAACAAAACAUCCAUUGAUCAUAUCGACGAAUCGAUUGUGUCGCGGGCACUGACACCAAUAAGAUCGCUUUUAUUAAACGAAGAUGAUCGGAUAUUAAUGUCUUCACUUCAAGCUCACAAUUUUCCUCAACAUAGCGUUGAAAUUCAGCACUUAAAGGAAUUUUUCGAUGUACCAGAUGAUGAAGAGCAGCUCUUGGUGAUGGCCUGCUGUGCCCUCGAUACUAAUGCAUUUCAAAUUGCCACUGCGUAUGGUAGCAAGCAAACGAGUUGGCGCGGUCUAUAUCCUGUCUCGGGAUUGAUGAAUCAUUGUUGUAUAUCAAAUACGAGACACAACUUCAAUGCUGACCAUCAAAUGACAGUAACAGCUGUUAAGCCUAUCAGAGCAGGAACUGAAAUAGUGUCAUGUUAUACAGGACUUUUAUGGGGUACUCCAGCACGUCGUACGCAUCUUUAUAAAACAAAACAUUUUCUUUGUAAAUGUGUCCGUUGUGCAGAUCCCACUGAACGUGGCACGUUACUUGGUGCUCUUAAGUGCUUCUCGACAGAGUGUCCAGGCUAUUUACUACCCAUCGAACCAUUAAAUUCAUCGACUGCCUGGCGAUGUUUAGAGUGCGGUAUGCGAGUUCCUAUCAAAAAUAUUUGUGCUGUACAAGGUGCUUUAGGAAGUCUGAUGGGAACAUUAGAUUUUGAAAACGUAGAGCAACUAGAAUACUUUUUAACUCAACGUAUAAUAAAAUUCAUUCCGAAGACAAACCAAAUUGUGGUUGAUCUCCAGUGUCGACUUAUUUGGGCGUUUGGAGAAGUCGAAGGAUACCGCUGGCACGGUGAGUACUAA
Arctia plantaginis is the source of this 1185-nucleotide messenger RNA. Lineage: Eukaryota; Metazoa; Arthropoda; Insecta; Lepidoptera; Erebidae. The record is from the annotation of a GenBank genome assembly.